AUGGAGGAGUCUACGCUUCUACGCAUAGUCCGAACCUUUCUGGAAGACAUCGUCUUGGACGAUAUCAAGGGCGAAGCGGAGGGCAUAUCCUACGAGCUGUCGGAGCUCACGUUUCCAUCCUUGAACACCACGCGAUGUUUUUGUCAUUUAAAGAAAGCUGCUCGUGCGGCUGAUGGAUCAGUAGUGCUGGGCAGUGGGCAAGGACAAGCUGUUAGUACAAAUGAAGAUGAGGCACUGGUGAGAAGAACGAGAAGUAACAACAUGUCUUCAGGUGGGAGCGCAUCGUCGUCUGUCGGAGCGAAUCAACAGGCAGACAACAACAGGAAUUUCUACCGGACUACCACUUCAUCUAGUACCUCUUCCACUACAACAGGUGGAACAGCAUCUUCUUCUUCUUCGUCUUCUGCUAACGAGGGAUCUGCUGGAGUUGCUUCAGGAGGUUCUUCACUAGUACCCUUGAAAAUAAUUGCAGCAGACGGAGACGGAGUACAACCCAAGAUGAAUGCCAGUGGUCUCUCCUCUCCUGCAGAGGAGCAUGUCGAGUAUUUCUCGAUUACAGUUAAGAAUUUGGGCCUCGUCCUGCACCACAAGUGGAAAUGCAGUGGCACGAUGAUACGGCUCGAGGGGGAGAACAUCGUGGAUGUCAAAGAUAGUCGAGCGGAGUUCGUGUUUGCGGUAACUGUUCGAGAAGAUGGCAGCUGCAAGUGCAAACAGGAUCCGCCACUCCCUCCAGCACCUGAUCCUCCAACAACACCUCCAUCAAGAACAAUAAAGAACAACACUCUAGAAGUCCGCAUUGUUUCAGCUAAGGUUGAGCUGGGAGAGUUGGAAUUGGCCAUUGCCAACCAUGACGAGGCCCAGAGUGUUGGAACGCUUCAGCGAGCAUGGACUUCCUUGCUUUUUGGCACAUUACGCCGGGUGUUGCAGCGGGCUUUGCAGGGUCCGAUGAUGAAAGAGAAGCUGGAGACGCUGUUGAGCAACUUGCUGCAGGAAAAAGUUAAGAUUUACUGUUCAUGUUCUUGUGAUGAAGAUCAAGGCUCCUGAGCUUUUUACAACUUGUACUAGUGUAAAGAUAACUAUUGUCCACCACGCAUGUGGAAGAUGGUCUGGAUGAUCAUUCAAUCUUAAGCAUAGUCGACAUGUCAGUGUGCUCUAAUCCUUCCCUGAAACCAUUGGCAAACGCAGAAUUGUUGCAAAAUUUGUUACCCGCGGAUCUCGCAGCACAGUUCCUGCAUUGGUUGCAUUCUAGUCUCCCGGUAGGGGGUGUGCAACUCUAGUGAAUAAGACUUUGGUACUACCUCUGUGUGGUGACUCGUUUGAAUCAAAAAUAUUCGAUGGACAAGACUGACAUUGGCACGGAAUGAAAAAACAUGUACAUGAAUGUUUUUUUACGUGCUUCGAACUUGAAGCAAGAACAAGCAGGAAUAAAUAUGAUUUGAAAUAAGCCGCAGUGGAGGACGCAAACGUCUUUUUGUCGGGUUCUACCAUGAUGAUGACGUUCAAGUUUAUACUCAGAAGUCUAUUCAACUGCAUGAGCAUGACUUUAAUUUGAUCCAGUACUACUUGAAUAAAAGCGAUUUAAAUCAUCUUGACCGUGUCAGUGUAAGUACUUAAUCGUAAUCUAAUAGGACGACCCGUUACUUUACUCAGUCGAUUCAGAUUCGGUUCGUUGUGAUAAUGUUGCAGUACAACUGAAACUGAAGAUCUCCUGGGUGAAACAAGUACUUAUACUGAGUCUGAG
Molecule: messenger RNA, 1741 nt
Organism: Amoebophrya sp. A25
Lineage: Eukaryota; Dinophyceae; Syndiniales; Amoebophryaceae
Source: the annotation of a GenBank genome assembly